AUGCCAAAAAUUGUGCGCACCGUCAGGAUGGCGUUUGCUGGUACAAAUGUCAGUUUGUCCCAGCCGGAUAUAACGCAAAAACUGACGGAGCGCAUAGAUGAUCUGAAGCAAAGAAUCGCUGCUUGGGGAAAGCGGAUUCGGCGAUAUACCGAGAGGUCGACACGGUUCAACCAGAAUCGUCUCUUCCAGAGUGAUCAGAAGAAGCUCUAUGCAUCAUUGGAGCGACCAAUAGUAAGUGGAACGGGCCCAGCACCGAAUCAGGCCGACACUGUAGCAUUUUGGCGCGGCCUGUGGUCAGAGCCCGUAAACCACAGCGACGGCCCUCGGACGGAAGUUGUGGCGAGUCAGUGUGCGGGUAUUACGCCCAUGGACCCCGUCAUCAUAACACCCGAUGACGUAGCUGAGGCGGUCCGUGGGGCCCCGAAUUGA
This is a messenger RNA of Parnassius apollo (apollo), 429 nucleotides long. The record is from the annotation of a GenBank genome assembly. NCBI's taxonomy places the organism in Eukaryota, Metazoa, Arthropoda, Insecta, Lepidoptera, Papilionidae.